Molecule: messenger RNA, 585 nt
Organism: Lolium perenne
Lineage: Eukaryota; Viridiplantae; Streptophyta; Magnoliopsida; Poales; Poaceae
Source: RefSeq, a predicted model, not a curated record
AUGCAUCCAAAUGCUGGAGCUUUGCUCCGCAAGGACAUUCUUUUACUUGACCCUUCUUUGCAUAAUUUUGAGCAUGGGAACGCUUCAAUUGAUGAUCUACAUGAUGAUAAUAAUCAUACUGCUAAUCCUGGUUCCAAUGUUCCUUUUGAUGCUCCACAGAUUACUACAGGUCCAAAUUCGGAUGGUCCAGAAAAUUUGGCUAAAAACGGUGCUCAAACCAGCUCAAAUGGUUCUUCACAUGAAAUAACAGGCACAGAGACAAACAGCACAGGAUCUUCCUCGGGAUCGGUGCGAUCCUCCUCGGAUCCUGCGUCCUCGGAUCGGACGCCGACAGCCUCUGCGCGCCAAUCAUUGCCUGCGUCAGUGCGCCAGUCACCUGCCACGACUGCCAGCGUCAGCGGGAGCAGCACGUCAUCGCCUGGAUCUUCUGUGCCGGCGUCUUCUUCCUCGUCUGGCACACACUCGCCCACAGGAUCAAAUGCGGAACCUGCUGCGUCAGAUGCCGCACAUGCGGCCGGAUCCGAUGCUGGCCAGAGUGGAUCUUCUGCGCCGCUGUCUCCUGCUGCCCUGGAUGAUCCACUCUAG